Trichogramma pretiosum is the source of this 2949-nucleotide messenger RNA. Its product is annotated as LIM and SH3 domain protein Lasp. Gene Ontology annotation, cellular component: focal adhesion. Gene Ontology annotation, molecular function: actin filament binding. The coding region runs from base 719 to 1837 and encodes 372 amino acids. The transcript has 6 exons. NCBI's taxonomy places the organism in Eukaryota, Metazoa, Arthropoda, Insecta, Hymenoptera, Trichogrammatidae. The record is from RefSeq and is a predicted model, not a curated record.
UAUAAAGCCAAUAUAUAUAACUCAGCUGUGUUCCGCACACGCAAAAGUGAAAGAGCGAGAGAGAAAGAGAGACAUUAUAUUAUACAGAGACUCGUAUGUGCUGCUGCUGCUGUAUCAGCGAGUCACACACACACGAAACACACACGGGAAGUUUAAGGUGCGCGCAACUUACACACAUUCGUGUGCGUUGUAUAGCCCAAAGCCACGGUGUGACGGUGCAGUGAGCCCAUCUCUCGUCGUACACACACAUAUACGCGCGUAUACUCGUAGUCGUAGUCGUCGUCGUCGUCGUCAUAGAGUAUACAUACGCUCUCUCGCCUGUGUGUGACGAAAGUAUCGAGAAGAAGAAGCAGCUAGCAGCAGCAGUCUGUGAUAUAUCGUUGCAACGCAAGCACGCAACGAGGCCAAACUUUUACCUUAUAUAUACGCGCGCGAGAUAUUAUUAUAUUUAUAAAUAAAUAUAAUAUACAGCGGCCAAUACACGUUCUGUCUUUUCGUCGACUUGUAGCAAUAUAUUAUAUACGUAUAGUGUGCGGUGUUUCUCUCUGUGUCUGUGUGUGUGUGUGUGUCUACCGUGUCAAGUAUAUUUUGUAAGUCGUGCGAGGUGUGUACCCCGAGGACUCCGUUAUUUUUUAUUCGAGAGGUGUAUAUCCUCAUCUCGGCGUUAUAAGGCCCCUGCACGGAACAGCAGCAGUAGCAACACACCCAAGAGGCAAACAUGAACAAGACGUGCGCUCGCUGCGAGAAGACCGUCUACCCGAUCGAGGAGCUGAAAUGCCUCGACAAGGUUUGGCAUAAACAAUGUUUCAAAUGUCAAGGAUGUGGCAUGACUUUAAAUAUGAGAACAUACAAAGGUUUCAAUAAACAGCCAUACUGCGAAGCGCACAUACCAAAAGCAAAAGCAACAACAAUGGCUGUAACACCAGAAUUAACGCGCAUUGCUGAAAAUACAAAGAUACAGAGCAAUGUCAAGUAUCAUGCAGAAUUUGAGAAGGCAAAAGGCAAAUUCACCCAAGUAGCUGAUGACCCUGAAACUAUGAGGGUUAAACAAAACAGCAAGAUUAUUUCAAAUGUUGCCUACCAUGGUGAACUUGAAAAAAAGGCCAUUAUGGAGCAGAAAAGAACAAUGACCGGCGAAAAUGGGGAACAAAUUGAAUACGUAGAAUACACAGAUGGUACCAUAGCUCCAGCUAGUAGUGUAAAUGCAAAUACCCUCACCCAACCCCAGCAUCAGCAACUUCAGCAUCAUCAGCAACAACAGCAGCAUCAACAACAACAACAAAAACAACAUCAACAGCAACACCAACAGCAGCAACAGCACCAGCAUCAGCAUCAGCAACAACAACAGCACCAGCAGCAACAACAACAAGUAAUGAAUCGACCUACAGUUAUUUCCCCUGUCCAGCGAGCACCUGGUAGGAUUGCUGACUAUGAUCCAUUAAGUGAAGCUAGGCCAAGUCCUUAUUCUGGUAGACAAACUGCUACUACUGUUAUUUAUACUAGUGAUAAAGGAGCAGUUACAAAUCCACCAACAAGAAAAAUUGGCUCUGUAGCUGACAUUGAUCCAGUGAAUGAAUAUUAUGGUUCAUUGACCCCAGCAACAAAUAAUAAUCAUGUUGCACAGCAUCAACCACCACCUAUGCAAGUUACUACAGGGCGCGUUUACAGAGCCAUGUACGAUUACGAAGCUCAAGAUCACGAUGAAGUAAGUUUUUGUGAUGGCGAUCUCAUUAUUAAUUGCACAGCCAUUGAUGAAGGUUGGAUGACAGGUGUUGUUCAACGUACUGGUCGACACGGUAUGUUACCGGCUAAUUACGUUGAGCCGGCCCAAAUUUAGAUCGUAUAAAAAUUUGACAUCAGAUUUUAGGUCUGUAUUAAUAUUUUUAGUGGCAAAUGUCAUUUGAAUAAAAAAUGUAGUUCAGCACGAAAAAUUUUAGGAUUAUAAAAUAAUUUUGUGAUUGAUUUAAAGAGGAUUAAUGAAUUGAAUACUCUGUGACCACUUCAACUUGUAUCGUUUACGAUACUUCGUUUUUUCCUUAUGAAUAGUGCCACUAAAUAAUGUCUUCUCAGAAAAAUGUUAUUGUUGAUUUAAAGCAUUAUUUCUUUCACUAAGUUGUGCCUGCAUUUGAAGUCUUAGUUUUAUAAUUACUAACAAGUUCGUUUAUUUUAAGUCAUAUAAUGAAAAUCGAAAAAUGAUAAUAAUUUUCGAAUCAACUGCUAAGCUUGCUUAUUUUAACAUCUGAAUGAUACAAUUCAUCAUUUUCAUUCUUUAAUGAUGCAUUUAUAAAAACAAUCAAAGCAAUACAAUUUCAAAAUCAAUUUUCAUAAAGUAUUCUAUGCUAUUAAAAGUAGAUUCAAAAGUAUUCAUACAAGAUUAAAUUCAUUGAAUAUAUAUAUAUAGUAUUUUUAAAGUAUACUAUAAUGUAACCAAUUUAUUUGAAAGUUACAAUAUUGUGUUGCAAUAUUUAAAGUUAGCAAUUAAAAAUUUUAGCGGACAUUGAAUAUUGAAAACAAUAAUCAUUAACACAUACAUAUUUAUUGAUCGUUGGGACCAGGAGCAAUUACAUAAAUGUUAGAAAAUAUAAAAAAGUUAUGAAUGUGCAGAUUUUAAACCGAAUGAUUUUCCAUUAAAAAAAUGUUUGGAAAAAAUUUAUGAUCGACGAGACCUGAAAUGGAAAAAUUUGUUCAAACAAUGAAUUAUUUAAAAAAUUUUAAGUAUUAAAAUCAAAUGAAAAAGGUCUAUAUAGGUCCGAAUCGGGUUCGAUCAAUGCACUCCUUGAUAUGCACUGUAGCAUUUAUCAAAGUUAAUGAAUACAUCUACUCCAGAUUUUAUGAAAUCGUUUGAACUUGCUUUUUUACUUCUCGUAUGAUUCAUGAUAAUUUUAAACGUUCCAUCUACAACGUGCAAGAAGCAUGAAACAGAUUAUAUUUUUUAUAAUUUUUCUCAAU